UGUGUUUUUCUUGGGAAAAGCAAGAAGACAUGACAGGCACAGCUCUCUUUUGAACUUCAACUUUCCAAAGGAGAAUGGAUUUAUAAAUGAGGAGGUUCAAAGCUUUGCGCUCUAGGGGCCGCUGGCAGGGCCAGGGAAUUGUUGGUUGAAAAACACCGUUAGGAUCACUGCUAGGGGCCAGGGGGUGUGCUUCGCCAGGGUUUGGAGGAGGAGAACAAGGAGUGAGGGAUGGGACGGGCGGGGGCACGAGAGGAUGGUACGUGAAGAGUUACUGGAAACGGCCUUCCGUGGGAGAGCUGGGGGUGGGGAGGUGAAAGGUGGUCUCAGCCUCAGCGCGGGGAGGUCAUGGAGCGGCGGCGCGAGCGGUCGGAGCAGCAGCAGCAGCGAGCGGGACGGAGUUAGGACCGCUCGGAGCGCCCAGGUCUCGAGGUAGUGUAAGGUUUGCAAUCCUUCCACUUGCUGGCAGUUGCAGAAGAAGAUCUGCUUUUAAGUGAAACGUUCAGGCCACCCCUCCGAGGGCUGCGGCUUCCCGGGCUCGCUCCUUUCUCUCUCCCUCCUCCGGCCCUCGCGCUCACUCUUUAAUUUGCACGCGCCCCUAAGUUUGCCGAAAGCUCGCUGCCACUCGGAGCCGGUCCGGCUAGGCGCAGCGGGCGGGGGCGGGGAGCCCGGGAACCGCAAUCCAGAAGCAUCGUGGGCCAUGUAUAUUUCAUCAAAUGGACUUUGGGUGCGUCGCGUCUCACAGCCAUCAACGCUAUGUGCAGUGACAUUUCUGACUUGAGUGGAGGAAUGCGCGAAGGAAGCCCGGGCGAAAUUGUUACUAGAGGAUCUUCUUGGCGCCAAUGCUAAUUGUCCUGAUUUAUGUCCCUUCUGACUAAGCUCAACGUCUUCAUCUGAAAUAAAAUGAAAGCUGUGCCAAGCGAGGUAGAACCGCCCGGCCGCUGGUUCUGAUCCCCGGGAAUCAGGAAAUCGUCCUGCAGCUUAAAAAAAAAAAAAAAAAAAAAAAAAAAAAUUAAAAAGAGAGAGAGAGAAAUAGAAAUAGGAAAAAAAAAAAAUCCCCAGUAAAAGUUUAAGGCGAGAAGUGGCAGAGGCAGUGGCGCGAGGAGGCGCGGAGAAGAGCCGGCAAGCGGGGGACUGGGCUGGCAAGACCUCCCGAAGGCUGCGAUUUCAUUAUUAAUAUCACUAUAUUUUUGGAGGGAGAGGCACCUUUCUCAUCCUCUCUUCCUCUCCGCCCACCCCUGUUCCCUCCCCCUCAUCUACCUGUCAAAGUCACCGAUCUUUUGCAUUUCCGAAGAGGACGUCAACGGGAAGGAAUUCCCCCUCUCGGCGAGGGCUCCGAGAGGGGGCGACGCGCAGGAGGCUCCCCCUCAGGGGCCCGCGACGAAGGGUGUUGGUGCCAGAAGGAAAGAAUGAUUGAUGAGAAGCAGACACCUGGCUAUAGACACUCAUCCUUUUGCUUCAGAUACUGAUAUCCUGGUGCGUCUGAGCAUCCCUCGUGAGCCGUGGGCACUGAGGAUCACCCAGGGUUAUCGGAUGUACGGCAGGAGAGCCAUCACUUUGCUAAAUCAUUCUCUGCCACUGGACAUCUUUUACAAACACCAAACCAGACGCGAGUCUAAUAGAUAUGUUCUAGGACAACAAAAAAGCGGCAAGUUAUUGUCAACGCCUAACGUCCAAGUAUGUUAGGCUUCCACCAAAGUCCUCAAUAUACCUGAACGCACACAAUAUCAACCCUUCGCUUUUAGAUUUGGAAUCUACACUGAGGUUUCAUCCUCUUUUUUUUUUUUUUAAAUAUACAGACCUACCUACAUAUAGACAUAUAUGUAUAUGUAAAAUAGACCUAGCUCACAGAUAAUCAAACCCUGCUUUAUUACUGCGAAGAUUGCCAAGAAUUUAGAGAUGUAUUUGUCAAGAUUCCUGUCAAUUCAUGCCCUUUGGGUUACAGUGUCCUCGGUGAUGCAGCCCUACCCUUUGGUAUGGGGACAUUAUGACGUGUGUAAGACUCAGAUUUACACAGAAGAAGGGAAAGUUUGGGAUUACAUGGCGUGUCAGCCGGAAUCCACGGACAUGACCAAAUAUCUGAAAGUAAAACUAGAUCCUCCGGACAUUACCUGUGGAGACCCUCCUGAGACAUUCUGUGCAAUGGGCAACCCCUACAUGUGCAAUAAUGAGUGUGAUGCAAGUACCCCUGAGCUGGCGCACCCCCCUGAGCUGAUGUUUGAUUUUGAAGGAAGACAUCCCUCCACGUUUUGGCAGUCUGCUACUUGGAAGGAAUAUCCCAAGCCUCUCCAGGUUAACAUCACUCUGUCUUGGAGCAAAACCAUUGAGCUCACAGAUAACAUAGUUAUUACCUUUGAAUCGGGGCGUCCUGACCAAAUGAUCCUGGAGAAAUCUCUCGAUUACGGACGAACAUGGCAACCCUACCAGUAUUAUGCCACAGACUGCUUAGACGCUUUUCACAUGGAUCCCAAAUCUGUGAAGGAUUUAUCACAGCGUACGGUCUUAGAAAUCAUUUGCACCGAAGAGUACUCUACGGGAUAUAUGACAAAUAGCAAAAUAAUCCACUUUGAAAUCAAAGACAGGUUUGCAUUUUUUGCUGGACCAUGGCUACGCAAUAUGGCUUCUCUCUACGGACAGCUGGAUACAACCAAGAAACUCAGAGAUUUCUUUACAGUCACAGACCUGAGGAUAAGGCUUUUGAGACCAGCAGUUGGGGAAAUAUUUGUAGAUGAGUUACACUUGGCACGCUACUUUUAUGCGAUCUCAGACAUAAAGGUGCACGGAAGGUGCAAAUGUAAUCUCCACGCCACUGUGUGUGUGUAUGACAACAGCAAACUGACCUGUGAAUGUGAGCACAACACCACAGGUCCAGACUGUGGGAAAUGCAAGAAGAAUUAUCAGGGCCGACCUUGGAGUCCAGGCUCGUAUCUCCCCAUCCCCAAAGGCACUGCAAAUACCUGUAUCCCCAGUAUUUCCAGUAUCGGUAAUCCUCCAAAGUUUAAUAGGAUAUGGCCGAAUAUUUCUUCCCUUGAGGUUUCUAACCCAAAACAAGUUGCUCCCAAAUUAGCUUUGUCAACAGUUUCUUCUGUUCAAGUUGCAAACCACAAGAGAGAUUGUGAAUGCUUCGGCCACUCCAAUCGAUGCAGUUAUAUCGAUCUGCUCAAUACAGUCAUUUGCGUGAGCUGUAAACACAACACUAGAGGGCAGCACUGUGAGUUAUGCAGGCUGGGCUACUUCAGAAAUGCUUCUGCACAGCUGGACGAUGAGAAUGUGUGCAUAGAGUGUUAUUGUAACCCUUUGGGCUCAGUCCAUGAUCGUUGUAAUGGCUCAGGAUUUUGUGAGUGUAAGACGGGAACGACAGGGCCUAAGUGUGAUGAGUGUCUGCCGGGGAAUUCCUGGCACUCCGGCUGUCAACCGAAUGUCUGCGACAAUGAGCUCCUGCACUGUCAGAACGGAGGGACGUGCCACAACAACGUGCGCUGCCUCUGCCCAGCCGCCUACACGGGCAUCCUGUGUGAGAAGCUGCGGUGCGAGGAGGCGGGCAGCUGCGGCUCCGACUCCGGCCACGGGGCGCCCCCGCCCGGCUCCCCCGCGCUGCUGCUGCUGACCGCGCUGCUGGGCACCGCCAGCCCCCUGCUGGUCUAGGCGAGCUACGGGCCACCAGCCCGGCCAGGGCCCGCCGCGGCGAGGGGGACCAGGGGGGAGGCCAAGGCGACCUGCAAGCAUUCGCUACCAACAACAUAGGAAACACACACUCAGACACCCCCACUCCAACACCGUGUACAAACUAAGAAGGCCUAACUGAACUAAGCCAUAUAUCUAUCAGCCGCGGACGGCACACCCGAGUCAAGACUGUUACAUUUCUGACUCCGGAGAAGUUGCCAGCUGUCGAUAAUCACCGCAAAUCAGCCGGCCCGCUGCGGAGCUUCUCGCCGACUGGGAAGGCUGCGACAACCCCCCACCCACACAGGAAAGACAACAAACAAAGCAAGCAACCUAAAACCAUUCGCUGCUCUCCCGUGGGGUGCCCCGGCACCACUGGCCCGGUGUGUGGACCAACCAAAUAGAAGCGUUCCUUGCUGGCAGUGCACUGUGGGUAUAAGGAAGUCUGUUACAAGCUGCCAUAUUGGCCUGCUUCGGUCCCUGAACCCUUUCCAACCUGUGCUUUAGUGAACGUUGCUCUGUAACCCUUGUUGGUUGAAAGAUUUCUUUGUCUGAUGUUAGUAAUGCACACGUGUAACAGCCCCCCUCCAAAAGCUCAAGCCAGUCAUACCCCGUCUAUCUUAGCAGCGCUGAAGUCAUUCCCAGUGCGAGCACACAUCCACUGUCCCAGAGUGGCUCUAGGAAAAAAGAAAGUGUAUCUAUCCUUUUGUAUUCAAAUGAAGUUAUUUUUCUUGAAAUACUGUAAUAUGUAGAUUUUUUGUAUUCUUGCCAAUUUGUGUUACCAGACAAUCUGUUAACGUAUCUAAUUCGAAGCAGCAAAGACUGACAUUUUAUUUUGUCCUCUUCCGUUCUGUUUUUGUUUCAUUGUGCAGAGACUUCUCUGUAAGGGCAACGAACGUGCUGGCAUCAAAGAAUAUCAGUUUACAUAUAUAACAAGUGUAAUAAGAUUCCACCAAAGGACAUUCUAAGUGUUUUCUUGUUGCUUUAACACUGGAAGAUUUAAAGAAUAAAAAUUCCUGCAUAAAUGAUUUCAGGAAUUUGUAUUGCAGUUUCUUAAGAUGAAAGGAGCAGCCACCAAGCAGUUCCACACUCACUUUACUGGUUUCUAUGUGGACUGAAUACAUUCAGCUGACGAUUUAGUACCCAGGAAGAUGGAUUGAUGUUCACUAGCUUGGACAACUUCUGCAAAAUACGAGACUAUUUCCACUUGGGAAAAAUUGUAACAGCAAAAAAAAAAAAAAAAAAAAAAAAAAAAAUUCUAAAUGAUUGCCAAGAUCAUGCCAAAGCCUGUUGGCAGAGUACUAAGAGACUUUGAUUUUUAAGUCAUGCUAUUUUCACAGAUUGAUGUGAUCAUGUGACUCUAGGGAUGCUGAUCUCUGUACCUUCACAAAUGCAGUGUUUACAUGGAGUAUCAUGAGAGGCAACCUGGAGAACCAGGAAGGUGGCAGGGAAAUUGAGUGAUUAGCUAUUUGAUUGAAUAUAUUCAGACUUAGCAUUUAGAGGAAAUAUCAACAUAUACAGCAGCAAGUUAGACAUAACUGCUGUUCCUGAGAAUAAAGUUUGUUUUAAGUACCACCCAAGGUGUAAUAAAUUGUUUCUGCCUUUUAUCAGGCCAAUGAAUGUGCCAG
Messenger RNA from Lontra canadensis (Northern American river otter), 5288 nucleotides. It is a transcript of the gene NTNG1, whose product is annotated as netrin G1. Gene Ontology annotation, molecular function: cell-cell adhesion mediator activity. The transcript is spliced from 10 exons. The coding region runs from base 1897 to 3642 and encodes 581 amino acids. The record is from RefSeq and is a predicted model, not a curated record. NCBI's taxonomy places the organism in Eukaryota, Metazoa, Chordata, Mammalia, Carnivora, Mustelidae.